CUCUGCAAUCUCAACAAUCAAUUCAACUCACCUCAAGGAGCAGCAAAAACGACUUCAAUCUCCAACUUGGAGCUACAAAGAAGAAACUUACAACAGCAGUACCUCAACUGUGAUCAGAGCAAAUCAGUCUAAAAAUUGAAAUGGCUCGCUUAGCAUUCGUCUGUCUUACAAUCCUCUCUGCAGUUGCAGCUGUCUUUGCAGCCCCUGCCAAUACUGAAGGUUGUGUAACUCUGUCAGCGCCUAUUGAUGGAGCUGUUCAAACCGUGCAUUCAGUUUCUCGUCAACUCUUAGCAGUAUUCACUUGUGAUGAAGGCUAUACUGCUGUGGGAGAGACGAUCCUUUCUUGUGUCGAUGGAGAGUGGGACAAGAUACCACCACUGUGUGCAUCUGUGAAGCACUGUAACCUGAGGACAAUAAAAGAAAAUAGAAUCGAUCCUUCUCUGCUUAAAUGUGGCAAACUGAGUAGACCACGCUAUCAUAAUGGAGAAAUAGACCUACAAAUUGGAGAGGACGGGUUCUCUGAGAUUGCCACCUUCAACUGUGCCCCCGGCUACUACGUGUCUGGAUCCUCUGCCCUCCACUGUGAGAAGGGGGUCUGGGACGGUCGAGAGCCAGAGUGCAAACCUAUCGACUGUGGUGCACCAGAGGCUCCACUGAACGGCACUGUUGAGUUCAAGGACACUCACUUCAUGGCUACUGCUCACUACAAGUGUGACGCCUGCCACGCUAUGAAAGGCUACGAGACUAGAGUGUGCAAACGCAGUGGACUGUGGUCAAAGACAACUCCAGAAUGCCGACCAGCAAAUGACAUUGCUGCGUGCCCAAUCCCUGACAUUCCUGGUGGAGGGUUCAUUCCCAACGAGAACAGCCUGGUACAGAAUGGAGUAGCCUGUGGUCAGGUGAUUGAGAUCAACUGCUUCUCAGGUUGGCGUCUGAUUGGUGCCGACACUGCCACCUGUAACCCUGAUGGCACCUACUUUUGGCACGGUGUCAUACCUCGAUGCAGGCGCCUCAGGUGGACAUGAUAGGAUAAACAACAAUUCAAGACUGUAUUCACUCGAGCCAACUAAAACUGUAUAGAACAAUACGUACUCCUUGCAUAGUUCAUGUAAGAAGCAAUUUUUGCCUCCUUUUUGUGUUUUGUAAUUUGAGUAAAGAAAAAAAUUAUUUCCCAC
This is a messenger RNA of Halichondria panicea, 1175 nucleotides long. RefSeq names its product CUB and sushi domain-containing protein 3-like. The transcript is spliced from 7 exons. NCBI's taxonomy places the organism in Eukaryota, Metazoa, Porifera, Demospongiae, Suberitida, Halichondriidae. The record is from RefSeq and is a predicted model, not a curated record. The coding region runs from base 141 to 1025 and encodes 294 amino acids.